Messenger RNA from Ogataea philodendri, 258 nucleotides. RefSeq lists its product as uncharacterized. The record is from RefSeq and is a predicted model, not a curated record. Lineage: Eukaryota; Fungi; Ascomycota; Pichiomycetes; Pichiales; Pichiaceae. The transcript has a single exon. Bases 1 to 258 code for a protein of 85 amino acids.
AUGGUGUGUUCGUUUAGCAAGAUGAUUUUCGAGAAUUCGGGCACCACUUCCACCUUGGCUUCUGCCAACGAUCCCAGAGAGAACCUGGAGUCCGACUGUUUGGCAGAAAUCCGAGAUGGGAACGUGGAGAUGACCGGAGACUCCAGAAACAGCGGCUGUGUUCUUGGAGAAGGACACCGGAACUCAGGAAAUGUCUGCGCAACAGGCGUGAGUGGAGUCAGAUGGACCUGGGUCGGUGCCAAAGGAGUAAUCAGUUGA